This is a messenger RNA of Salarias fasciatus (jewelled blenny), 916 nucleotides long. Its product is annotated as ADP-ribosylation factor-like. The record is from RefSeq and is a predicted model, not a curated record. NCBI's taxonomy places the organism in Eukaryota, Metazoa, Chordata, Actinopteri, Blenniiformes, Blenniidae. The transcript has 4 exons. Gene Ontology annotation, molecular function: GTP binding; GTPase activity. Bases 95 to 625 code for a protein of 176 amino acids.
CCUGUCAGAUGGCUCUAAUAGCUUUUGUGGCGACUCCCUUUCCGCGGUCACACAGCAGUGUGUGUGCUCGUCGGCUCUACCGUCUCUCGCCAUCAUGGGGAACAUAUUCCACAGGCUGUUCGGGAACAAGGAGAUGAGGAUCCUCAUGGUGGGUCUGGACGCCGCCGGAAAGACCAGCAUCCUCUACAAGCUGAAGCUGGGAGAGAUCGUGACGACCAUCCCCACCAUCGGGUUCAAUGUGGAGACUGUGGAGUACAAGAGCAUCUCCUUCACCGUGUGGGACGUCGGAGGUCAGGACAAGAUCCGCCCGCUGUGGCGCCAUUACUUCCAGAACACGCAGGGCAUCAUCUUCGUGGUGGACAGUAAUGACCGAGAGCGAAUCCAUGAGGCUCGAGAUGAGUUGACGAGGAUGUUAGGAGAGGACGAACUGCGAGACGCCGCGCUUCUAGUGUUCGCAAACAAACAGGAUCUCCCGAACGCCAUGACGGCGUCAGAGCUGACGGACAAGAUGAGCCUUCACAGCCUGAGGUCCAGGAGCUGGUUCAUCCAGGCCACCUGUGCCAUCUCUGGAGAAGGGCUCUACGAAGGUCUGGACUGGCUGUGCAGUACUCUCAAAACUCGCUGACGUGGAGCCAGCGCUGCUGAAACGUUCACGAAUGAAGUUUCUCUGAAGACGAUGGAGGAUUUUAUUUGAAUUUAGCAUGAAUCAAUUCGGUGUACCAGGUAUUUCGUACCACUUUAAAACCUGUAAUGUCUUUUUUUUCCAUUGAUAUUUUAGCUGCUGGCUGUUGAUCAGUCAGAACAGGUUCUGGGAGGAAUGUCUUCCUGUCAUUCCUCCAUGAAAAUAUUUGCAGAGCUGCCGUCUUGAUUUUCCCUGUUCUGUGUGCUUAAGUUAAUAAAUGAAAUGACUAAAUCA